UCAAAGUUUUCUACUUAAAUUGUGAGGUAGCAAAACCAUGGAAAAGUGGCCUGAUGAAAUUUAAUUUUGAAGACUUUUAUUUUCCAAAUACUAGAACAGGGACAUUUUAAUUGCUACUUUUUGGAUAAUGUAGAAACAUGAUUAAUAUUUUUUAUUUAUACUUUAUCAGGUAAUUGUUUUCAAGAUUUGAAAUUGCUGAUUGACUCAUUUCUGCCUCCUGCCCCAACAUCAUCGGUUCCUGUUGUUCAUAUGAAUCAAAUUAUUUUAGACAUUUAUAAAACCAUGCAGAUUUGUUUCGUUUUUGUUGUUUCUUCGGGUGAUUUGUUCUUUUUUAUUAUUUCAUUUGAGAAAAAUGAAGAGGGCAAUGCAAUUAGAUGGAAAUGGGGGGAAAAUGCAAUAACUAAAACAUUGAAAGACUCCACAACAUUUUGGAUAAGUAAGGACAACCCCAAAGUACUACACAAAUUUAGCUGUCUUAGCUAGCACACACACACUUUCCCAUUUAUACUUAUUCCCACUUUAGGGAGGACUCGAAAUUCAAGAGACCAGAUCUCACUUGGUAAUACAGAUUUCUCCACGAGAUGGCACUCAUCCAGUUUCAGUUUCUAUCAUAAGAUUUGCAGUAUAUUGGCAAUCACAAAAUAAAUAGAAAUGUGAUUUAUAUUUUAUUAUUGUGCAUCUUAUUUCAUGUUUUGUCAUACAGAAUUUCCUAUUGUGUUUCUCAACUUAGGGAAAAAAUAGGAUGUAGUGUUGAUGUACAGGGGAUGAACUGCAGUGUGAAUUGUGUCUGUAGAAAUGGUUCCGCUCUCCUUAUCAGAUUUAUUCUGCCCUAGAUUUUUCAUUAUAAUCUAGGUUGUCAUUGCUCAAUGUUUUCACUCUUUACAUUAGGUAACAUCUCUGAAUGUAAAAAUUAUCUUUUUAAAAAGGAAUGUAAACAUUUAUGAUAUGUUCUAUAAUGUGAAUGAAAAUAUAUGCAUGAGGGAGUAAACAACAAAGAAUAAUGUAUUUGAAUAUUGAAGUACUUUGAAGGAAGUUGCAGAAGCUGCAACUCUAAAGAUUUGACAACUCCAGUUUUUAACAAUGCUGAAAUCAAAUGACUCCUUGUUUUCUUUGGAUAAUUUGUUUUCUGAACAACCAACUGAAGCUGAAAACUAUCCAGAAAAUGAAAAAUCACUGGAUUUGUUUCUCCAGCCUGCUCCAUUGAUUUCAGAAAUUCCAGACACUCAGGCAUUAGAAGAAGAAAUAGAAAGUUGUAAACUUUUAGCUCAGAAAAGGAGACCAAAAAUGUUAACAUCAAAUUUGAAGAUAACUCAUGAAGACACAAAUUCUGUUUCACCAAUACAAAAGUUCCAGUUUGCCUCUCCUUCUAGAAAAUAUAAGGAAGAUGAUCUAAAUUUAGGAGGAGAAGCUAAUAAUGAUUUACCACAUGUUCCUCUGAAGCUGACAUAUGGUUCUUCCCAGAACAGAAAUAACAUUGGCACUGGGAUAGCACCUGAGAAAAAUAUUUCUGAUGAUGUAAAAUUAGUUAAUUUUAUAGAGGAUGAAGGAGCAAGCACAUCAACCUUUAGAAAAAGAUUAUUUAAAACAUCUGACAGUACAUAUGGGAGUGCUUUUUCUAAUGACAGUGCAAACUUGGACUCUCAUAUUGGCUCAGUGAAAACUGUCCAAACAGAAAUGAACAAAGGGAGCUCAUGGAAAUAUAGCAAUAGCAAGCAGAAACCUCAGUAUCCAAGCAUUAACAUGUUUACAGCAAGUGAUGCUUUUUCUACUUCUGAACUCGGAGGAAGCAUAUUCAAAGCACCAUCUUUUCCAGCUGUAUCCCCACCUCAAGGGGUAACAGAAAAUUGUUCAGGUUCCUUGAAGGCUAUCACAGAAAUCCCAACAAAAUUUAGAAGUAUUUUCAAAGAAUUCCCAUAUUUCAACUAUAUACAGUCCAAAGCCUUUGAUGAUCUUCUUUACACAGAUAAGAAUUUUGUGAUUUGUGCUCCAACUGGUUCUGGGAAAACGGUACUGUUUGAAUUAGCUAUAACAAGAUUGUUAAUGGAAGCACCAUUGCCAUGGUCAAAUAUUAAAAUUGUUUACAUGGCACCAAUAAAAGCCCUGUGUAGUCAGCGUUUUGAUGACUGGAAAGGAAAAUUUGGACCAAUAGGAUUGAAUUGCAAAGAACUCACUGGAGAUACAGUAAUGGAUGAUCUAUUUGAGAUUCAGCAUGCCCAUAUUAUUAUGACAACUCCAGAAAAAUGGGAUAGCAUGACUAGGAAAUGGAGAGACAAUUCCUUGGUCCAGUUGGUUCGACUGUUUCUCAUUGAUGAGGUACAUAUUAUAAAAGAUGAAAAUCGUGGCCCAACUCUAGAAGUUGUAGUCAGCAGAAUGAAAACUGUACAGUCUUUAUCUCAUACUUUAGAAAAUACCAGCAUUAUUAUUCCAAUGAGAUUUGUAGCUGUAUCUGCAACAAUUCCAAAUGCAGAGGAUAUUGCAGAGUGGCUUUCAGAUGGUGAAAGACCUGCUGUAUGUUUAAAAAUGGAUGAGAGCCAUAGACCUGUGAAACUUCGGAAAGUGGUCCUUGGAUUUCCCUGCAGUAGUAACCACACUGAAUUUAAGUUUGAUUUAACCCUGAACUACAAAAUCGCCAGUAUUAUACAAACAUAUUCUGAUCAGAAACCCACACUUGUGUUUUGUGCAACAAGAAAAGGUGUGCAACAGGCUUCUUUAGUUCUUGUGAAAGAUGCUAAAUUUAUUAUGACUGUGGAACAAAAGCAAAGAUUACAAAAGUGUGCAAAUUCCAUAAGAGAUACAAAACUGAGAGAUAUCUUAAUACAUGGUGUUGCUUUUCAUCAUGCUGGUAUGGAGUUAUCAGAUAGAAAACUAGUUGAAGAAGCUUUUACUGUUGGAGAUCUACCAGUUCUUUUUACUACCAGUACUUUGGCUAUGGGAGUAAAUUUGCCUGCUCAUCUAGUAGUUAUAAAAUCUACAAUGCAUUAUGCUGGAGGAAUGUUUGAAGAGUACAGUGAAACAGAUAUUCUGCAGAUGAUUGGUAGAGCUGGUCGACCUCAAUUUGACACUACAGCUACUGCAGUUAUUAUGACUCGAUUAAGUACAAGAGAGAAGUACAUUCAGAUGUUAGCUUGCAGUGACACUGUAGAAAGCAGUUUGCACAGACAUCUUAUCGAGCAUUUAAAUGCAGAGAUAGUGUUGCACACCAUCACAGAUGUGAAUGUUGCUUUGGAAUGGAUACGGUCAACCUUGCUUUAUAUCAGAGCCUUGAAAAAUCCAUCUCAUUAUGGUUUUGUAUCUGGAUUGAACAAAGAUGGAAUUGAAGCCAAAUUACAAGAAUUAUGUUUGAAGAAUCUGAAUGAUUUAUCAUCUCUUGAUUUAAUAAAGAUGGAUGAAGAUGUUAAUUUCAAACCAACCGAGGCAGGAAGAUUGAUGGCUUGGUAUUAUAUUACAUUUGAGACAGUGAAGAAAUUUUGUACAAUCAAUGGAAAAGAAACUUUAUCGGAUCUGGUCACAAUGAUAGCCAGCUGUAAGGAAUUUCUAGAUGUACAGUUAAGGACAAAUGAAAAGAAAACACUGAAUACUUUGAAUAAAGAUCCAAAUCGGAUAACUAUCAGAUUUCCAAUGGAAGGAAGAAUUAAAACAAGAGAAAUGAAAGUAAACUGUCUUAUUCAGGCUCAGCUAGGAUGCAUCCCUAUACAAGACUUUGCUUUGACACAAGAUACCUCUAAGAUUUUCAGAAGCGGCUCACGAAUUACAAGAUGGUUAUCAGAUUUUGUGGCUCCUCAAGAAAAGAAGUUUGCUGUAUUACUGAAUAGUUUGAUUUUAGCUAAAUGUUUUAGAUGCAGACUUUGGGAAAACUCUUUGCAUGUAUCCAAACAGCUGGAAAAAAUUGGUAUAACAUUGUCAAAUGCAAUGGUAAAUGCAGGUUUGACUUCCUUUAAAAAAAUAGAAGAAACAGAUGCAAGGGAACUUGAACUGAUUUUAAAUAGACAUCCACCUUUUGGAACUCAGAUAAAGGAAACUGUGAUGUAUCUACCAAAAUAUGAACUUGAAGUGGAACAGAUUGCAAGAUACAGUGAUACCAUGGCAGAAAUAGUAGUGACUAUUAUAUUAAGAAACUUUGAACAACUGCAAACUAAAAGAACAGCUCCAGAUUCUCACUAUGUUACCUUAAUCAUAGGUGAUACAGAUAACCAACUGGUUUUUAAGCACAAAAUUAUGGAUUCUGUUUUGCUAAAAGCUGGAAACUGGGCUAAAAAGAUUGAUGUGAAGAGAGCUCUUAAAUCUGAAGAUCUUAGCAUAAAUCUAAUUAGUUCUGAAUAUGUUGGACUUGAUAUUCAGCAAAAAUUUACAGUUUAUUACUUAGGACCCAAAAGGUUUGGAAAUCAAAUAAUUGUGCAAAAAAAAGCAGCAGCAGUGAUUUCCUGCUCUAAAGAUUCAGAUAGGUUUAAUACAGCAGGCUCCAAUAAAGGAAUGACAGCUUGCAAAAAACCUGGGAACAGAGAAUGCAACCAUCACUGCAAAAAUAAACAUACUUGUGGACAUGACUGCUGUAAAAUUGGAGUUGCACAGAAGUCAGAAAUGAAAGAGUCAACAAUUUCUUCAUACUUAUCUGAUUUAAGAAACAGAAAUGCUUUUUCAUCUCUUCCUCCAGUUAAACGUCUCAAGAUGCAGAUAAAUAAAUCUCAAAGUGUGAACCUUAAAGAAUUUGGUUUUACUCCAAAACCUUCUCUUCCCAGUAUAUCAAGGUCAGAAUAUUUAAACAUGCCUGAAUUGCCUAUAAUGGAGCAGAGGGAUCAGCAUGAAGUCCAUGCAAAAGUUCAACAACAAGAACCAUCUGAAUAUCAAGACAAAGGUUUAUCUAGAUGGAACUAUUCUACAAUGUCAAAUGAGAAAGCCCCCCAAGCAGUGCUCUUCAACAAAAAUCUUAAUGUGUCUGGAAACCAGAAUUUGACAGAUGUGGAUAAAAGCAAGUCUCCAUUUUCAGAAGUUUUGAAUGUGAACUUUGAACUGGGAAAUGAAGUUUGGGAAGAUUUUGAUGAUGAAAACUUAAUAGAAGUUACUAACUUUUCAGCUGAUACUCAGAUAAAAUCAUCAGGAUUUGGAGACAUGUUGAGUUCCAGUAUGAGGGAAAGUAAGCUAGCCUUCCAACAGUCAAAAAGCAAAUUCCAGAGAGAAAUGUCAAACAGUUUUGUUUCUUCACAUGAGGAACCAGAUACUUAUUUAUCAACUUCUGCUAUGUCCAAGUUUGAUACAUCCUCCAUGAUGAAAUCACCUCAACCAAGUGGAAAUGCAAAUAUUGUCCAUUUCCAAGAAAGAAAACAACAAAGUCUGUCACCAGAGAUUGAGAAGUUAUGCUUUACUGGUUCUGUAAAAAAAACAAAUUCAUCAAAAUUUGUUAAGAAUGUGGAUUUCUUUAUUAGAAGCAGUGACUAUAAAGAGGAAAUUGAUUUUAGUAGGUAUCAUCCUGACAAUGAAGCUGAUGAAAUAAAGUCUUUUCUAGGAAUAUUUGAUGGUAUUUUCUAAAACAAAUCCCCCAGAAAUGCCUCCUAUAUCAAUAAGACAAAGCAUAAAGAGACUUGGUUACAAAACAUGAUUUUAUUUUUAAAAAAUAAUUUAUAAUUGUUUAGAUUUCUCAUGAAUUUGAUCAGUUUUGUCAACUUUUCCCAUUAUGUUGUAAUUUUGUGAAAAGCACAUUUAACAGUGCUUUGUUUCAGUAAGAUGAUAACUUACACUUGAAAAUAAUUAUUUGGUUAUUAAUUAGAUUUUGAGAGGAACCAAUUUAAAAUUUCAUUCAUAUAUUUUCUUAAGAAGAAAGGUAUUCUGUGAAAGCAAAAUAAUGCUAGGUCAGUGAAUCCAUGUAUUGUAUGAAUUAUGCACAAAUAUUUUUCUUUUACUAAAGAUUUUUAAGAAUCCAGUGCUGUCUGAACCUGUUAUAUAAGUUAAACGAUAAUAAAUGAAAUGUUAAUAUAUAUCAUUGUUUUCCUUUAGCUUGUUUUUCAGUGUGGUGAAUUCUAAAAUUUUGUUAUGUGUACUAUAACAGAAGCUACUUUACAUUAUUUUCCAAUGAACUAUAUCUCAAAUAUGUUUAUUGAUAAGUAGUUUAUAGGUACUCUAAGCAAUGUAUGUUUAAUUUAUUUAUAUAUACAGUGUGAAGCUCAGUUAAGAAAUUUUGGGAAAUAAGUUUUUUUUAAAUAAAAACCUUAAAAAUGAUAAGUAAAGAAGAGAAACUUUUGGAGAUUGUUAUUGUUAUUAUUAGUAAACAUUUAUGAGGUAUGUUAUUUAUUAUACUUAGAAGAAAAAGCUUAAAACAAAGCUAAGAGACUUUUUGUUUGUGUUGAAAAAUAAGCACAACCUCUUCCUUUAUAUUAGUCAUCUUUACAAUUGGUAUGUUUCUGCAUCUGAAUCAAUCAUGCUACAACCUUUAAAGGUUAUUAAGCUCUAUUAAAAUGAAAAAUUGGUGCACUACGAUCUGCUUAUCUUGCAUACAUAGACUUUGACAGUAAAGAAAAAGCAAUUUAAUUCAACAAGACUUAUUGUGAUAUGCUAAGUGAAAAGCACUGUACUUGGUGCUGCAAAGGAUGUAAAUGAUGAAAACAUUGUUUUUUAUCUCAUGGAACUUUCUUUACAUUCUGGUACAGAAAUUAAGACAAAUAAUAAAGCAGUAAUGUAGAAUACUUUAAAGAAGUGGUUCUCAAGCUUCAGAGGGCAUCGGAAUCAUUGAGAGAGCUUGUUUGAAAACAAAUUAGUGGGCACCAUACCCAGUGUGUUGACUCAGGUUUGGAGUGGAGCCUGAGAAUUUGCAUUUCUUAACAAGUUCCCAAGUUUUGCUGCUGCUGCUGCUGCUGCUGUGGCCUCUAGCCACAUUUUGAGCAUAAUUAAGUAGAGGUUUAAAGAGUUAUGUGAAGGGUCCUCCCUGGUGAUGCAUGGGUUAACAUCUCAGUGCUUGUCGCUAGCCACACCAGCCACUGAGGCAUGGGUUCGAUCCCCUGCCAGGGAGCUACCCCACAUUGUGCAGCAGACCUCUCCUGUUUCUCCUACUGCUGCCCUCAGCAGUGUUUUUCAGUCAGUCUGCCUGUUCUGCUCCCCACUCUGUCUCUGGUGAAUCCUCUUGUCGCCUCACCUCUGACCUAUACCCCCAUUCUUAUAUGCAUAAAUAAAUAAAAAUAAAUCUAAAAAAAAGUAAAGAGUUAUGGGGAUACAUAGGAAAGAAUAUAAUCUUGGUCAUGAGUUCAGGGAAGCCUUUAUGGGAAGUUAAAAUUUGAUUUCAGUCUUGACUUGAUAUAUGAAUAGGAUUUUGAUGAACAAAUAUAUGAAAGAAGGACAUUUUAGGUAGAGGGGAUAACUUAAACUCCAACGGAGGGAAGUAUCUAUUUGGAGAAUAAUGAAUAGAUAAUUUUAAACACAGAUAAUUGUGGGAUGUGUUUGAAAUGUACAUUAAGACAAGACAGUAUAGAACUUUACAUGCUAAGAUAAGAAACCUGAGGUUUACACAGUAGAGUAACAUUCCCCAAACUAGCCAGAUCAUAAGAAUCAUCUGGAUAAUAUGUUAAAUAUGCAGAUUCCGAGAAUUCAUCUAAGAUCAACUUGUUCAGAAUCUCCACUGGAGGAAACUGGAGCCUCUACAGUUUUAAGAAGCAAUAUAGAUCAUUUGUUAUGAUCAAUCCAGUUUUGGAAAUACUUGGGUAGAGAAAGGUUCACUUCCUUAGCAAUAAAAAUGAGUGGCAUCUUGACAGUGUUAUAAAGAUGACUUACUUUGUGUAAGUAUUUACCUGGAUAAUUAUGUGUACAUUAAACCUGUUACAGAUACUAUUAGUGGUAUCCAGUCACUGAGUGUUUUUUCCAUGAAGUAACUAAUAACCCUAAAGUUUCCUAUUUUGUAA
Talpa occidentalis (Iberian mole) is the source of this 7880-nucleotide messenger RNA. RefSeq names its product helicase for meiosis 1 (gene HFM1). Lineage: Eukaryota; Metazoa; Chordata; Mammalia; Eulipotyphla; Talpidae. The record is from RefSeq and is a predicted model, not a curated record. Gene Ontology annotation, molecular function: ATP binding; nucleic acid binding. The transcript has 39 exons. The coding region runs from base 1081 to 5523 and encodes 1480 amino acids.